AUGCCGAUACCUUCUGAAGUCGACCCCAGAGCUGUCAAUCUCGUAGGGCCUUGUGCUGUGCAAUUGGCUCGGAAGCUUGAGAAGGUGCUUGAAUCCCUAUAUUCUGGGAAUUUCACGACGCUUGAGAAAUCAGAGAUUUUUCUUCUGAGCUUGGGAAAGAAUCUUGAGAAUUGGAUCAAGGAUCUGCCGGGACCAUUGCAGUGGAGCUCUUCGAGCCUUGAUCUGAGAAACAAGGCUGCUCCAGCGGUGCUGCAGCUAUACAUGCUCUAUCAUGAAGCACGUAUUUUGUUGUUCCGACAGUUUCUAGGCAGUGAUACCGGACCGAAACUGGGUGCAGAUGAAGCCUGCACCAGUUCUGCCGUAGAGAUAUGCAAAAUACUCAGAGUUUAUCGACGAGACUAUACCCUUCGUUACAUAAACAUUACAGCUGUCUCGGCCGUCAUGGCAGCCGCGGUGGUACAUGUCUACAAUUCUUGCAAAAAUUCUGGAGCCUCUGGCAAGGAAGCACAAGAUAACCUCCUCAUCUGUUUACAAGCACUGGGAGAAAUGGGACGGGUGUUCACUACCAGCAUCCAGGGGCUGGAUGUUAUUAGUUCUUUGAAGCGUCUGUGGCAAAAGCGACAAUUUCAAGAGAUCGGUUUGAAACGACGCGGCGAUCCCUGUUUGCUGAAAGAGUGGCAACGGGUGGGAUUUAGCCAAGGCACUGUGGUACCACCUGUUGAGCCUGCCAUCAUAACAGCAAACACCUUCGACGCCAACAAAGAUCAUGAAGCAUCGGCCGAAGAAAUUGUCUACGAACAGACCCCCGAGGACAUCGCCGCUCCAAAAGUCAUUACGAAGGUCGUGAGACGAAUUGACUUGCAACUUUUGCCGGUGCUGACCUUACUUCUCUCUGUGUGUUUCCUAGAUCGAGGAAACAUGGGGCUGGCAGCUGUUGCUGGCAUGAGCAAAGAACUUGGAUUUGUUGGAUACCAAUACUCGAUCACUCUGCUCGCCUUUUUCCCGGGAUAUGUCUUGUGUGUCCUACCCAACAACUACUUGCUCGGCAGAGUUUCAAUUCGUUACUGGCUGACCUUUGUCUCGAUCGGAUUCGGGCUAUUCACCCUCGCAUCCGGGUUGAUUCACAGUUUCGAAGCACUGGCCGUGGUUCGCGCAUUUCUGGGGUGUUUCGAGGCAUGUGCUGUUCCGACCAUCGUGGUCGUGCUUAGUGCUUGGUACCCACGAUACUAUCUCGGGAAACGGAUUCCUAUAGUGUGGUGUGGUGCAACUUUCAUUCAGUCCUUGGCCGGGAUUCUCGCCUACGCUUUCUCUCGUGUCCAUGCGGGCGGCUAUGCAGGAUGGCGCUGGAUUUUUAUUCUAGAAUCUAUCCUGACUGUCGUAGUCGUCGGUAUCCUCUCUCUCGUCUUGGAUGAGUAUCCAAACAAGUCUAGAAUGCUAAACGACGAGCAACGACGCGUUAUAAUGGCCUUGAUCGCCAAGGACCGGGCCGAGAACGAAGAAGAAAAGGUGACAGCAAAAGCAAUGCUCGUUUGUUUAUUGGAUUGGAAAGUAUGGGCUUAUGGUGCAAUGUACAUGUUCAGUACUGUGACAACCAACAGCACCAGCUAUUUUGCGCCUCUGAUUCUCAACCAGCGAAUGGGGUUCAGUGGAGCGCUUAGCCAAGUGUUAACGACACCGCCCUACCUCUGGGCCUUCAUUCUCGACACCACCCUUGGCUGGUUUUCCGAUCAUUAUCGACUGAGGUCGCCAUUCAUCUGCUUCUUUAGCAUCAACACAAUCAUAGGAGUUACCUUGCUCCGCUGGGGACCUCAGACUGCCUCGCAGUAUCUUGGAAUCUUCUUGACAGUCGGAGGAGCAUUUGGCAACAUCACUACGAGUGUUAGCAUGGGGCAGAACAAUACUCCCACCCGUAUCAAACGAAAUGUGGUCUCUGGGGUGCAGAUGAGCUUGGGAGCGAUUGGCGGAAUCAUUGGCUCAACAGUGUUUCGUUCUCAAGAUGCUCCUACGUAUACGCCGGGAAUUUCUACCGUGAUUGGCUGCACCUUUGCGAUUGCACUGUUGGGGCUUCUCCUUGCUGCAGACUAUCGUCGUCUGAACAAAGCACACAGAGAGCAAGGCAGGGUGUUAGAAGGAGAGCCUAGCUUCAUGUAUACCUUGUGA
This is a messenger RNA of Exophiala oligosperma, 2160 nucleotides long. RefSeq lists its product as uncharacterized. The record is from RefSeq and is a predicted model, not a curated record. Gene Ontology annotation, biological process: transmembrane transport. Lineage: Eukaryota; Fungi; Ascomycota; Eurotiomycetes; Chaetothyriales; Herpotrichiellaceae. Gene Ontology annotation, cellular component: membrane. Gene Ontology annotation, molecular function: transmembrane transporter activity. The transcript has 5 exons. The coding region runs from base 1 to 2160 and encodes 719 amino acids.